AUGGCAACAGAAUCAAACGUUGGUAGUUCAAUGAAAUCACUUCGGCACAGAGAAGCGCAAUGGACCUGGAAAUCAGAUUCGAACGCAGCAUCAGUAGGCGAAACACAAGAAUGGACAAGCUACUCUGAUGUUGAAUCAGUGAUUAUCGAAGAAGCGUUUCAGAAAAAAGAUAAAGCAAUACCCGUGGAAUUAGAUGACUGGUGGAUUGAUAUAGCUAACUCUACUGCAACCCGGAAGCAUGAUAAAAAUAAACACACGCCAAUAAAACGAAUGCCGAUCGCUAGCCAUCAACCUCAGCGUAUGAAACAAGAGAGGUAUUCCGGUGCACUAUCCGUUAAACCUUUCAAUGAGUGGACAUAUGGCGGAUAUUGGUUCAUUAAACAGUGGAAAGACAAACAGCAAUCCGAUAUUGACGACAGCGAGAUAGCUGAAAAAGCGGCAGAUGGAAUACUAAUAGAGGGUAACCGACAACAAAAAGCAAUAGAAGCAAAGCCAUUAGCGGACAAAUUGCGACAAAUCGCAAGUAAGGAUAAACUGUCGAUCUAUCAAUGUGCACUACAACUGUAUACAAUGGAAACAUUUCUAUACAAACUAGUAAAUAAAACCUUGAGAGAGAAUGAUAGAACCAAAACAGACACAUUAGGUCCCUAUUGCUACCUCGUAUAUUAUUCCUGGUAUAUGACAAAUGACAAAACAAGCGACAAAGUUUACCGUGCCCUAGAACUUGACGCACUUAUGAUUGACCAUUACAAAACAGCGAUCGGGCAAAAGAAAUGUUGGUUCGGAUUUACGUCCACAAGCAAGGAUCCAAAAAUCGCUCAACAAUUUGGAAACACCCUAAUUAUCGUCGAUAUGUCAUUCGUGAGCGGCUUAGAUCUCUCCCCACACUCUGACUUCCCGCGUGAACAAGAAGUCCUACUUCCAGCAGGAACAAAGUUUCAAAUCGAAAAAGUAGAAUACAUCCAAGAAGAAACAAAACAUCGUAUCCAUGUUAAACUCCUUCCGCAAAACAACUUUUUACAGCACCAACUGUCAACAAUACACACAACGAUUCAACUCAGCCUACAGAGUAAGCAUCUAGAUACCACUGACAUCGAAACAUUAUGCAAUGCGUUCAAACGCAAUCGAACUCUCGCUACACUUGACCUACGACGGAACAACAUAUCCGACGAAGGAGCUAAAGCACUAGGCGAUGCAUUAAAGGUGAAUCAAACCCUCACUAUACUAGAUCUUGCACGGAACGACAUAUCCGACGAAGGAGCUAAAGCGCUUGGUCAUGCAUUGAAGGUGAAUCAAACUCUCACUACACUUGAUCUUCAAUCGAACCAAAUAUCCGCCGAAGGAGCUAAAGCACUUGGCGAUGCAUUAAAGGUGAAUCAAACCCUCACUAUACUAGAUCUUGCAUGGAACGAAAUAUCCGACGACGGAGCUAAGGCACUUGGCGAUGCAUUGAAGGUGAAUCAAACUCUCACUACACUUGAUCUUCAAUCGAACCAAAUAUCCGACGACGGAGCUAAAGAACUUGGCGAUGCAUUGAAGGUGAAUCAAACUUUCACUACACUUGAUCUUACAGGGAACGCAAUAUCCGACGACGGAGCUAAAGCACUUGGCGAUGCAUUGAAGGUGAAUCAAACUUUCACUACACUUCAUCUUACAGGGAACGCAAUAUCCGACGAAGGAGCUAAAGCACUUCGCGAUGCAUUAAAGGUGAAUCAAACUCUCACUACGCUUAAUCUUCGAGCUAACAAAAUAUUCGACGAAGGAGCUAAAGCACUUGGCGAUGCAUUGAAGGUGAAUCAAACUCUCACUACACUUAAUCUUCAACGG
This is a messenger RNA of Didymodactylos carnosus, 1827 nucleotides long. NCBI's taxonomy places the organism in Eukaryota, Metazoa, Rotifera, Eurotatoria, Philodinida, Philodinidae. The record is from the annotation of a GenBank genome assembly.